Messenger RNA from Peronospora farinosa, 654 nucleotides. The record is from the annotation of a GenBank genome assembly. Lineage: Eukaryota; Oomycota; Peronosporomycetes; Peronosporales; Peronosporaceae.
AUGAACGCAUUUCGCCUGGUGGGUGACAUGGCGCACUUAGCGAGCUUCCUCGUACUGCUAUUAAAGUUACUGGCUUCUCGUUCCGCUAAUGGUAUUUCUCUCAAGACGCAAGAGCUUUUUUUCCUCGUGUUUAUCACACGUUAUGUGGAUCUUUUCCUUCACUUUGUUAGUGUUUACAACACGAUCAUGAAGCUACUUUUCUUGCUCUUUUCGGGCGCUAUUGUCUACGUCAUCCGCUUCAAGGAACCCUUUCGUAGCACGUACGACAAGUCACACGAUGCCUUCCUGCAUUUCAAGUUUGCUGUCUUGCCCUGUGCACUACUGGCACUUGUUUUUAAUGAGCAGUUUGAGGUCAUGGAGAUUCUAUGGACCUUUUCUAUCUACCUCGAGGCCGUGGCCAUCAUUCCGCAGCUCAUUUUGCUGCAGCGUCAUGGAGAAGUGGAGAAUCUCACGAGCAAUUAUGUUGUUUUGCUGGGAAUCUACCGAGGAUGCUAUGUGCUGAACUGGAUCUACCGUGCUGCAACCGAGUUGUCCUACCACUUUAUUUGGCUCAUGUUCAUUGCUGGUAUGGUGCAGACGGCGCUCUACGUCGACUUUUUCUACUACUAUGCUGUCAGCAAAUACCACGGCAAGAAGAUGACAUUGCCCUCUUAA